AUGCGCACACCUCUCCCAUACCCGAUCGCCUUGGAGAGACUCCACCACGCCGCCCAGGAUGCGCGUGAAGCCGUGGAGGCUGAAGAUGUCCACAUCACUGACUGCUUGGGACGUGUUGCUGCCAAGGACCAUCAAAGCCCCUUCUCGACUCCACGAUUCGAUUCUUCGGCAAUGGAUGGUUAUGCUGUCAUUUCCGAUGCCACCAAGUCCGCAACCUUGGAGAAUCCAGUAGCGUUUGCAAUCAAGAAGACCAUUCAGGCUGGCGAUCACGAGCCAUAUCUGCUCACAGUUGACCCUAUCGAUGAUAUGCCGCCAUGCGUGCGGGUCAUGACUGGCGCACCCUUCCCAGUACUGGACGACAUGAAGGAUGGGAAAUCAUUCGACGCUUGUGUCAAGUGGGAAUAUACAGCACAGCAGCCGGGCGCUCGAAGUGACAUAAUGUUAAUCACAAAGCCUGUUCCCGGGGGCACGAACAAGAGGUACGCAGGGCAAGAUAUCAAGCAAGGGGAUGUCGUCCUCAGUGCUGGGACAGCCAUUCGAUCUACCCACGUCAUAUGUCUGGCAUCUAUAGGUAUCACCACUGUUCAUGUGGUCAGGAGACCGCGAUGCGGUAUCUGGUCAACCGGCAAAGAACUCCUCACAACUCAAGACGUGAAUGGACCUUAUCUAUCCGUAGCAACGCGGGAAUUAGGAGCGGACACGCGGUUUCUGGGUAUCUUACCGGACGAAAGAAGCGUCUUGAGACAGGAAAUAGAGAUUGCUCCCGGUGGAGUGUCAGGGGGAAAGUACGACUUUGUGCGGGAGGUACUAGAAACUCUCGGAGCGACGAUUGUUUUCCAUAGAUUGAACAUUCGCCCUGGACAUUCUGUUCUCUUUGCUACCUUCCAAAGGCAGACUGGUCAAGGGUUGACAGCAUUCUUCGGACUUCCAGGCAACCCAGGCGCGGCAGCUGCAUGCUUCAGGUUUCUCGUUGUGCCGUACAUGAGGCGGCUUAUGGGUCAGGAUAUCGAAACACCGCUUUCUGUGUGCUUGGAGCCAGGUACGGCAAGACUUCCUUGUGCAAGGCGCUCUCAAAAGCAUACGAAAUGCUCUUCCAGCACACUGGACCGAUUUCAUCAUGGUAUUCUCGGUCGAUCAGCAGUGGGAACAAUGACAAGUCCAACGAAGCUUAAUCCUUACUCGUCCGUCAAUUGCUGGAUUCAUUUCAAGACUGAGCAAGAUAGCGAAGAAGGAACUCUUGUGGAUUGCUACCCGACAACAAGUUGCAAUAUCACUAGAGAAGUAUAA
Messenger RNA from Microdochium trichocladiopsis, 1287 nucleotides. Its product is annotated as MoeA, N-terminal and linker domain-containing protein. Gene Ontology annotation, molecular function: molybdopterin molybdotransferase activity. The record is from RefSeq and is a predicted model, not a curated record. Bases 1 to 1287 code for a protein of 428 amino acids. NCBI's taxonomy places the organism in Eukaryota, Fungi, Ascomycota, Sordariomycetes, Xylariales, Microdochiaceae. Gene Ontology annotation, cellular component: cytoplasm; cytosol. The transcript is spliced from 4 exons. Gene Ontology annotation, biological process: Mo-molybdopterin cofactor biosynthetic process; molybdenum incorporation into molybdenum-molybdopterin complex.